UCUUCUUUUCCUUUUUUUAACUGAUAUAGUACUAAUGAUAGGCAGAAUGUAAGCAUCUUAUAUCCAGGAUGCUUGUCACGGAUCCAAAGCAACGUGCAACGCUACAGGAAAUCAUGAGCCAUCAGUGGAUGAUAAAACAAUACGGCAGUCCACCCGAAAACUAUCUACCAGUUCGAGAACCCCUUACACUUCCUCUUGAUGACGAUAUCAUCAACAGCAUGACCGGCUUUGAUUUUGGCCCACCAGAACUGAUCAAACAACAAUUAACUGAUGUGAUCAAGUCCGCCGAAUAUGGGCAUGCUGUACGUUUGGCAAUGCAGGAACGAGAAAAUUCGGGUCCUCCUCGUGAUGCUGAGAAGAAGAGAGGAGUAUUCGACUUUUACAAAAGAAGAAAUUCUACUACGAGCCGAGAUACCUUGACCGCGCCGAGCGCAGAACUGCUUCAACUUGGCAACGAUCCAUGCAAUGCAUAUCACCCUCUCAUAUCCGUAUAUUACCUUGUUAAGGAGAAACGUGAGCGUGAUGCGCUUGAAGCCAACCCGGGUGCAACCUCGAUGCCACGGGCUCCAAAUGAAGCUCCACUACAACAAGUGGCAGAAAUAUCAGCACCAAAGCCAGCAUACACAAAUGCUACAGCUUAUGAGAUGCCUGGUGAGAAGGCCACAGGAGGUCGGUCGCGCCCACGUGCACGCACUCAUGGUGAGGAGGAAGUCACAGAAGGAUUGAAGAAUAUGAAGAUUGCUAGUUCUACUGGCCCUCCAUCACCGGCAAUAGUCGAGCCUGUGGAACAGACUGCUCGAAAAGAAAGUACUGCUGCUGGUAUUCUGAGAAGAUUCAGUACACGAAGACGCAAGGAUCCUCCACCGUCUGACAAAACUGGCAAUCAUCUGGCCGUCGGAUCGUCGAAUGAGCCAUCAACGAUCCGAAAGAGUUUCAGUGUUCGCCGGCACCGUGAUCGGGAUGGAGAGGGAUCUCUUCGAGCAAGUGGAAGUGAACGCCAACAUAGUGAUCUUCUCACUCCAAGAUCCGCCGAAAACUCGGGUGCUUCUAAACUAGGACGAUCGACGAGCGUUAACUCCGCAGAAUACAGGCGACGGGAAAAGAGACGAGGAGAAGGAGGAGGGGCAGCAGGAGUUGCCGCUUCGGAAGCAAUGCCAUCGCGUGUUACCUAUAAAGACCCUCCUCCAACUAGUGGUUCUGAUCAUUCAACGACGAAUGAAAAACCAGCUCGAGAGGGCGAAAGGGCUGGCCUGAAUCCUAGGGCCGCCACUAUGAGAGCCAAAUCGUUGGGCCAUGCAAGAAGAGAAAGCAUACAAGCUAGACGAGCCCGAAGGGAAGAAGCUAGGGAAGCAAAUGUACCGGAGGAGACUGAUGUUGAAUUGGGCGACGCUAGUGGUCUCUCAACCGAACGAGUCGACACCGCAGAAAAUGUCAAACCCGUCUUUCUGAAAGGGUUGUUCAGCGUAUCUACCACAUCAACCAAACCCGUUCAGGCUAUACGCAUGGAUAUAAUCAGAGUACUGAAGCUUCUCGGAGUUGACUAUACAGAAAUACGAGGCGGUUUUAGUUGUCAGCAUACCCCUAGUAUUGACUUGAAGAAGGUUGUCGAUGUACCUCCUAGCAGCCAUGGCAAUCAUACUCCAGGGCAUAAAAGGAAGAUCAGUUUCGGAGGUUUCAUGGGAGGUGGUAGCAGUGCGGAAAGAGAUCGUGAGGAUUUCCGAGAAGCAGAAAGAUCACCACCUCAACACCCAAGAACACCACGCAGAACUCGUGGCCCUGAAAAUAGCUACUCAAAUUCAGAUGCGUCUGAUGAAAGUGUUACUAGACAAGGUGAUUCAUCAGCUCGGGCUGUGGGCGAAACCAGCACACAUGUUCAAAGUGAACUUGGUGGUAGCAUGAUUCUUGAGUUUGAGAUCUUCAUCGUCAAAGUUCCUCUUCUCUCUUUACACGGCAUCCAAUUUAAAAAGCUUCGUUCAGGAGGAACUUGGCAAUUUAAGAAUAUGGCAGAUCAAAUCCUUCGCGAGCUUCGACUAUAAUAAUUCUCACGACACACUUGGACACGAACACGCUAGUCCUAUGAAUAUUGCUAUUCUCGUUGUAAUACAGGAAACUUUCCCAUUAGCUGUUCUUUCGUUAUUUCACUCGUACAAAAAUCUAUGGACGGAGAAGCGAUUGGGAGAAAAACAUACAUGCAUCACUCUUGAAACGAAUUCCUUUUGUUAAGCGAAAUUGAUGAAGAUGGCAUGCAUUAUCAAAAUUUUUUGGCCAUUUUGUUUUUUACUGAGCACACAAUUUUCAUUUGUUUUCUUCCACUCAACUAGUGUGCCAAUUUGCUUGCGGAACCAAUUUGAGGUUCAUAUAUGUAGUAAUUAUGGGAUAAGAAUUCUUUUUCAGGGGGAAUAAGGGGCAGCAUUUGAGAUUUGGGAUUUUUCUUAAUAUUUCGGGAAGGGGUUUGGACUUGGGAUAUGUUAUGGUGGAAGGAAGGAGAUAUGAAGGGGAUAAAAGUAGUUGAUUGGCUAGGUAGCGGAGUGUAUUUGGGGGACAUGAGCAGUCAGUCGAGUGUGGGAAGGAAAGAAGGAAGGGAGGAAUGAGCUGUGGAUAUGGCAAGGACAAGGAUAGAUAUUUCGAUACUGUAUUCCUU
Molecule: messenger RNA, 2641 nt
Organism: Sclerotinia trifoliorum
Lineage: Eukaryota; Fungi; Ascomycota; Leotiomycetes; Helotiales; Sclerotiniaceae
Source: the annotation of a GenBank genome assembly